GAUCUGAAAGUAAUCUUUAGUUCAAACAAAGAUACUAUUUAUAAGAGCAAAGUCGGCUGAUAGCAACAUAUAGUUUAAAGUGUUUCAAGCGAGCUCAUCGAACGAACUACGAAAUUUAAACAUGAAUUCCAAAGUCUCAUUUACCCUGUGCCUUUUGGUGGUAGCAGCGUCGGCUGUACCCCAACCGCAACCCAGCGCAGGAUGGGUGAACCCAUGGGCGUCAUUAUACGCCGGAGGAGCAGGCUGGGGUGGUGGGGCUAACCCGUGGGCUGCCGCAGUAGGUGGCGGAGGAGCCUGGGGCGCGCCGGCCGCACCAGCUGCUCCAGUUAACCCGUUCAUUCCCCCAUGGAUCGCCACCGCUCCCUGGAUGCCCCAAUGGAAACCUUGCACAACCGUCGGCGCGACUUGCGCGGAUUGCACGACCAAGAGCGUAUGCACGCCCAUCGGAGGAAUCAACAAGGCAUGCAGUGACCCCACAUUACCUUACUGCAACCUUGGGGAGUGCUCAGCAACCCCCACCGCCGAGUGCGCCCCCACCACCGAAGUCCCAACAACUACCGCUUAAUUUUUCCAGAGGCUGUAAAACAUGAGUCUCAUUAGAACAUCAAAGGAUUGAUCACUCCUGUUUUUUUAUUUAUUCCUGUAACUGUGAAAUUUAAUUAUAAAUAAAACCAUUGUAUUUAUACAA
Messenger RNA from Amyelois transitella, 688 nucleotides. RefSeq lists its product as uncharacterized. The transcript is spliced from 2 exons. Lineage: Eukaryota; Metazoa; Arthropoda; Insecta; Lepidoptera; Pyralidae. Bases 122 to 565 code for a protein of 147 amino acids. The record is from RefSeq and is a predicted model, not a curated record.